Molecule: messenger RNA, 1773 nt
Organism: Blepharisma stoltei
Lineage: Eukaryota; Ciliophora; Heterotrichea; Heterotrichida; Blepharismidae
Source: the annotation of a GenBank genome assembly
AUGAAUUUUAUCGAAACCAUUCGUGAACGUCUCUCUAAAGUCGACAAAAGAAUUCUCUAUGGGGUUGGUGUCUGUGCCAGCUUAUUCCUUUAUUCGCGCGUUAAAAAACAAGUUGUGGCUUGCAGACUUAGACAUAAAGCGAAAGCAAAAAGAGCUCAAAGAGAUGCCAAAAAAAUUGAAAUACCUCCAGUUGACAAGGAAAAGCAAGAAUAUAUACUUUCAUUGACCGCCCUAGAGCUUGCAGCUGCAAUUAAAGAAAAAAAAUUUACUUGUUUGGAAGCUGUAGCAACAUAUAUUGGAAGGGCCUAUGAUUUAGGAAGAAAAUUAGAACUCACAGCUGAAGAGCCUUUUGAAGAAGCUCUUGACUUAGCGAAAGCUCAUGAUGAAAUGCUCCUACAAAACCCUGAAAACUGUGGACCACUUCACGGUGUCCCUGUCAGUAUCAAGGAUCAUUUUUCCCAAAUCGGCUGCACAUCUAGUUCAGGAUGUGCUUGGAGGCUUGAUUUGCCUGAUGAAGUUGACUGUUUAUUGCUUGAGCUAUUAAAAGACGCUGGAGCAAUUCCUUUCAUUAGAAGUAACGUUCCACAAGGGAUGCUUUGGAUUGAGUCUUCAAAUGACAUAUAUGGGACUGCUAAAAACCCUUGGAAUAAAAAUCACACUACUGGGGGAAGCUCAGGUGGAGAAGCUGGAUUAGUCGCUUGUAGAGCUUCACCUCUUGGGCUAGGCAGUGACAUUGGAGGGUCAAUUAGAAUCCCUUCUACAUUUUGUGGGGUUUAUGGGCUAAAGCCAACACCUGGCAGAGUUUCAAAUAUCGGAGUAAGAGCUGCGCACCCUGGAGAUAUUGAACCACUUGCAUAUCUUAUAGGAAUAACAUCUGGCCCAAUAGGAAGAUGUGUGGAUGACUUAAAAGCAGUAAUGGAAUGCUUCUGUGUCGAAAAACAAUAUAAAAGAGAUUUAUCGUUAGCCCCAAUUCCAUUUAAUCAUAAUAUGUACAAUGAAGCUGCAGCUUCGAAAAACUUGAAAAUUGGAUAUUUCUAUGAUUUAGAGCAGUUUGAAAGUGCUCCAUGCAUAAAGAACGCAAUUAGGGAGUGCAAAGAAGCAUUAGAAAAAUUAGGACAUACUUUAAUUGAAAUAAAAAUUCCUAACUCUAUACAGGCAGUCAAGCUUUAUAAAGAUGGCUUCAACUGUCAUGGCAACAAAGUUUUAAGAGAAAUGCUUCAAGGAGAAACCCCACAGUAUUAUUACAGAAUAGUUGAGUUUUUAAAUGAUAAAUAUUACCUUAAGCCGUUUUUCCGACUUCUUUUAAAACUAUUCAACAGUCCAAGAGUUCUUAGAGCUUUGGAAUUAAAAGAUAACGCUACUCCAGCUGAAUAUAUUGAUUUAUUCAGAGCCAUUAAUUCUUAUAAGACUACUUUUUCAAAAUACUGGAAUUCCUUAGGCUUAGAUGCUGUUAUAUGCCCUGCAUAUGCAACUGUAGCUCCUCCUCAUACAAAAACAGUUGAAAUCUUUGAUGCACUUGACUAUUGUAUGUUUUGGAAUGUAGUGGAAUACCCAAGUGGAAUUGUCCCUGUUCGCCUUGUUGAAGAAAAUGAGACGAAUUUUGAAAGUGAAAUUAAUGAUUUGUUUACGAGAUCCGCGAAAAAAAUUAUGGCUGUGUCUGCUGGGAUGCCUAUCGGUAUUCAAAUAGCUGGAAAACCAUAUCAUGAUGAAGUUGUUUUAGGCGUGAUGAAACAAGUUGAAGAUAUUUUUAAGUUCCAUAAGCAUCCUUAUUAA